Molecule: messenger RNA, 1695 nt
Organism: Nothobranchius furzeri (turquoise killifish)
Lineage: Eukaryota; Metazoa; Chordata; Actinopteri; Cyprinodontiformes; Nothobranchiidae
Gene: hoatz
Product: HOATZ cilia and flagella associated protein
Biological process (GO): cilium assembly
Source: RefSeq, a predicted model, not a curated record
CAGUAGAGAGGGGGGACGGGUGCAGGGAGGGUGCUAGUUAAGAAGAUGCUCUCUGAAGAGCAGGGUCAGGAGUUUCUUGAAAAUUGAAAAGGAAGCCGCUGUUCUGGUAGUGCUUGGAAGGUCAUUCCACAUUUGUGGAACGAUGCAUGAGAAGAGUCUGGAUUGUCCUGAGCGUGGUGUAGGCACUGCUAGCCGACGAUCCUGUGAUGACCGGAGCAGCCGGGCUGAGACGUAAGCCUUUGCAAGAGGAUUCAGGUAGAUGGGAGCCGUACCAUCUCGGACUUUGUAUGCUAGUGUUAGCUAUUUGAAUUUGAUGUGUGCUGCUAGCGGUAGCCAGUGGAGCUCAAUGAACAGAGGGGUGACGUGUGCUCUUUCUGGCUGAUUGAAGACCACACGCGCCGCUGCGUUCUGGACCAUUUGAAGAGGUCUCACAGUACAGGCUGGAAGACCAGUUAGGGCGUUGCAGUAAUCGAGGCGGGAGAUGACAGUAGAUUGCACCAGGAGCUGGGUGGCAUGUUGUGUUAGGUAUGGUCUGAUCUUUCAUAUGUUAUACAGCGCAAAGCGGCAUGAACGAGCAACAGAGGCAACAUGAUCUUUAAAGGUCAGGUGUUCAUCAAUCACAACACCGAGAUUUCGAACUGCCUUUGAAGGAGCCAGAGAUAGGAAGUCAUUUUGGAUUGAUAUUGUGCUGUAUGGAUGGUUUUGCUGGGAUGACAAGUAGUUCAGUUUUAGAGAGGAUGAGUUGGAGAUGGUGGGAUUUCAUCCAUUUUGAUAUGUCAGAGAGACAGUUUGAUAUUCGUGCAGAGACAGUGUGGUCAUCUGGUGGAAAUGACAGAUCUCUCUGACUGACUGCAGGCCAGGCUUGGUGCUUUUAUUUUGAAACUCUCCGUGCUUCACGGCUUGUUUCUAUGGUGACACACGUAAACAACCUUUGCUAGACAUUUGGCAGUUUCGUCUAACAGAAGUGAAAAUGUCGCAGCAGGCUUUUUCUCCGGAUAACUUUGGCAUCAUGUUUGCAGGCUCUUCCCCGGAGGACGUGUCCCAUGCCCGGCAGCUGUGGAGCUCCGUGUCCCUGCCGCCGCCGCUCGAGUCCCGCCUGGUGUCGGAAGAUAUCCACCAGAGGCUUCCGGUGUCCCGGCCGAAGGGAAGGGGGCUCUCCGCCGCUCCGGUGUCAAGACCCUCCGUUCUGCAGCCGCCGGAUGUCUCGGUUCUCCUGCAGAAGCAUGAGGAGAGACGGCGGUACGAGGCCAUGGCUGAUCAGAGGAAGGAGAUCAUGGCGCUCCUGAUGAAGCAGAGAGAGCGGAGGCUCCAGAAGGAGCUCCUGUCUGCGGCCGUGAAGAUCUCCAACAAACCGCAAGAAGAUCCAGACUCAGAGCUGGAGAAGGAGCUGGUGAAACAGCUUCAGUGAGAACGUUUCACUUCCAGGGAACUUUCCGCGUGCUCGUGGCUUUUGGUGUUUUAAACAAAAAAUGUUUUAUUUUAUUGUUUUUAUUGGUUCACACUGCUGCUGCAGUGGUUUUGCUUUAUUUUGGGUUCAUUUGAUCUUUGCCAAAAAAAAAAAAAAAAAACAGCAAAUACCUACUAGUUGGAGUUGAUCAUUAUUCAGCACGAAUUGCAUGGCCCGUGUUUACAAAGUAAAAAAAAAUCUGUUUAUGAAAAUGUUUUGAUUCUGACUAAAACACUGAAACUCACCAC